GAAUGGAGCGGCGGCGGAGGGCGGAGGGCAGCGCCCGGCGACGGCCCCCCCGGGGCUGAGCCAUGAGAGUCCACCGAGAGCUCGGCUGGCUGGCGGAGGGCAGCGGACGGGCAGGGCGGCGGGCGCGCGGCGCGAUGCUGGAGGCCAUGGAGGUGCCGAGCCACUCGCGGCAGCUGCUGCUGCAGCUGAACACUCAGCGCACGAAGGGUUUCCUGUGCGACGUGAUCAUCGUGGUGCAGAACGCGCUCUUCCGCGCUCACAAGAACAUCCUGGCGGCCAGCAGCGCCUACCUCAAGUCGCUGGUGGUGCACGACAACCUGCUCAACCUGGACCACGAGAUGGUGAGCCCCGGCAUCUUCCGCCUCAUCCUCGAUUUCAUCUACACCGGGCGUUUGGGUGAAUGUGAGCCGGGCGGCGAGCAGAGCUUGGGGGCUGUGCUGGCAGCCGCCAGCUACCUGCAGAUCCCCGGUUUGGUGGCACUGUGCAAGAAGAAGCUGAAGCGCAGCGGGAAGUACUGUCACCUGCGUGGGGGGUACGCGCCCUACAAGCUGGGCCGGGGGCUGCGUGCCGCCACGCCGGUCAUCCAGGCUUGCUAUUCGGGGACGCCGCGACCCGUUGAUCUGCAGCCCGUGGAGCCAGCGGCGCCGCUCAACACGCAGUGUGGGGAGCUCUACGCCUCGGCCUCGCAGGGCACCCCGCUGCACCCCCACGGGCUGUGCCCCCCCGAGCGGCACUGCUCGCCACCGUGCGGCCUCGACCUCUCCAAGAAGAGCCCCACCGGCCCCUCCGCCCAGCUGCUGCCCACCGACCGCCUGCUGCCCGCAGAGCCCCGCGAGCCCUCCUUGCCCCCGCGGCACGACAGCCCCCCGGUGAGUGGGGGGCUCCUGGCCGGCCACCCCGCUGCCUACAAGGACUCGCCACCGGGCGGGGAGCCGGGGGGACACCCCCACGCUACCGACCCGUUCCGCGGCACGCCGCCCUGCACCGAGCCCCCCCUGCCCCGCGGCGAUGGGCGCGAGCUGAUGUACCGCUGGAUGAAGCACGAGCCGCUGGGGCCCUACCUGGACGAAGGGGAGGCGGAGAAGGAGCUGGAGAGGGAGGAAAAAGCCGAAUCGCCGCCCGCCGCCCCACAGCCGCGAUAUCCCAGUGUGGAAAGCAACGACCUGGAGCCCGACAACAGCACGAGUGAGGAGACGGGCAGCAGUGAGGGGCCGUCGCCUGGCGAUGCGUUGGACCGCUACUGCAACCACCUGGGCUACGAGCCCGAGAGCCUGGGCGACAACCUGUACGUCUGCAUCCCCUGCGGGAAGGGCUUCCCCAGCUCCGAGCAGCUCAACGCGCACGUGGAGGCCCACAACGAAGAGGAGCUGUACCACAAAGCGGCGGCCGAGCAGGCCGUGCCCUUCUUGGAUAAGGGAGGUGCAGGGCUGGGGGACAUCCUGCGGCCGUACCGCUGCUCGUCCUGCGACAAGUCCUACAAGGACCCGGCCACGCUGCGGCAGCACGAGAAGACGCACUGGCUGACGCGGCCCUACCCCUGCACCAUCUGCGGGAAGAAGUUCACGCAGCGCGGCACCAUGACCCGCCACAUGCGCAGCCACCUCGGCCUCAAGCCCUUCGCCUGCGACGCCUGCGGGAUGCGCUUCACCCGGCAGUACCGCCUGACCGAGCACAUGCGCAUCCACUCUGGGGAAAAGCCCUAUGAGUGCCAGGUGUGCGGCGGCAAGUUCGCCCAACAGCGCAACCUCAUCAGCCACAUGAAGAUGCACGCGGCUGGCCCCGAUGGCAAAGCCAAGCUGGACUUCCCCGACAGCGUCUACGCAAUGGCGCGGCUCACCGCCGACCAGCUGGGGCUCAAGCAGGAGAAGGCGGCCGAGCUGCUGUCCCACACCUCGCACUUCCUCAGCGACCCCAAGGCCAUGGAGAGCCUCUACCCGUUGGCCAAGUUCACGGCAGAGCACCUGGGGCUGAGCCAGGACAAAGCGGCCGAGGUGUUGGCGCAGGCUCCGCACCUCCACGCCGACGCCGCGCGGACCAUAGAGCGCUACUCGCCCCCGUAGCACCCGCCGGGGGGUGGCCCUGGGGCUCCCCGUGCCUCUCCAGGGCAGGGAUGGAGGUGGCAAGGUGCUCGGCCCCGGAGAACUCACUCGGAGCAGGGGGUCCCAUGA
This is a messenger RNA of Lagopus muta (rock ptarmigan), 2168 nucleotides long. It is a transcript of the gene HIC1, whose product is annotated as HIC ZBTB transcriptional repressor 1. Gene Ontology annotation, cellular component: nucleus. The transcript is spliced from 2 exons. Lineage: Eukaryota; Metazoa; Chordata; Aves; Galliformes; Phasianidae. Gene Ontology annotation, biological process: regulation of transcription by RNA polymerase II. The record is from RefSeq and is a predicted model, not a curated record. The coding region runs from base 63 to 2060 and encodes 665 amino acids. Gene Ontology annotation, molecular function: RNA polymerase II cis-regulatory region sequence-specific DNA binding; DNA-binding transcription factor activity, RNA polymerase II-specific; protein binding.